Molecule: messenger RNA, 1476 nt
Organism: Notothenia coriiceps (black rockcod)
Lineage: Eukaryota; Metazoa; Chordata; Actinopteri; Perciformes; Nototheniidae
Product: aldehyde dehydrogenase family 9 member A1-B-like
Exons: 3
Coding region: 71-403 (110 amino acids)
Molecular function (GO): oxidoreductase activity, acting on the aldehyde or oxo group of donors, NAD or NADP as acceptor
Source: RefSeq, a predicted model, not a curated record
AUAAAUGUACUUAGUUACUUUACACCAUUGGCUUUCUCUUUGUCCUCGUUAAGGUAACUGCACGGAUGAGAUGACCUGUGUGAAGGAGGAGAUCUUCGGUCCUGUCAUGUCUGUGUUGUCUUUUGAAAGUGAAGAGGAGGUGCUGCUGAGAGCCAACGACACCGACUUGGGACUGGCUGCAGGAGUUUUCACCAGCGAUGUGAAGCGAGCCCAUCGUGUGGUGGAACACCUGAAGGCUGGUUCCUGUUUCAUCAACAACUACAACAUCACCCCUGUGGAGGUGCCCUUCGGAGGCUUCAAAAUGUCAGGCAUAGGGCGGGAAAACGGUCAGGUGACCAUUGAACACUACUCCCAGCUGAAGAGUGUGUAUGUGGAGAUGGGAGAUGUGGACAGCCUCUUCUAGGACAGAGACGCAUGGAGAGGAAGGUGGAGCUGUAACUGCGACAGAGACUCAAAGUGUGGACCAGUACAAAGCUUCAGGGAAAUACCAUCAAAACUUUGUGCUCCUGAAAAUGAGCCAUUUCUAUUUUUCUGAAUGUCAUUUUAAUGUUAAACUGAGGGAAAAUUAACUACAAAUAGGGAAUAGGGAAUGGGAAAGUGACAUCAGGAACAGCAAGUCCCUUUAAAAUUAAACUUUAAAGUAGCUGACUGUAUACUGCAAGUGAUGAUAAUUGCUGAACUACAGCAACACAAACCGGGAAUAUGAUUUACAACAUGAAAUAUCGCAGUAUACGCACAUACGUGUACUGGCAGAUAAAUUAUGCAUAAUAAUUCGACAUUUCGUUAGCAUAACAUUAGCUAUCUAACCCCUGUCUGUGUGACUCUAUAGUUGUCAUUGAACCUGUAGGUUUGAAGGUCCAGUAUCCCCCCGUUUGUGAACUUGACACGGGCCUCUACAUUUUUGAUAUUUUUAAAAUACAGACAGGUACACACCAACUGUCUGUUUCUGCCUAAAGCUUCUCUUAGCCCCAGAAUGCACCGCGGUUCCCAUUCCCUAUAGCGGAAAUUUGACAUUUACAUCUAAAGCACAUUUCAAUUAACAUCUGCUCCAAAUGGAUUAAACUAAUAGGUCCUCAGUAUUGGCUGAACGAUGAAUUUUCCGCUUGUUGUGCAUACAUGUAUUGAUUUAUAUGAUUUGGACCGUAUGUAUUCUUGCUAAAAAAACUCUUUAAUCCGUACUGUAUGCAGAAUAAUAUUUCUACCGGAGAACAAAUAUGUUUACAAGUCAAGCUUUAUUUCCUCAACAAUCAUAUAAAUAUAUUUGUAUACAUGCAAAAUACAAUAAUAAAUUAAGCUACUUGAACAGAUAUUGAUUAAUAGGCUAGACUGUACACUUCAAAUAUGCCUUUUGUACAAAGUUGUGUAAAUUAGAACUUUAAUUAUGUAAAGAAACUGUCCAACGCAUUUUCACAUGUAACCAAUUGUAACAUAACAUUAAACAGUGUUAACAUUGCAAUAAAAUGAAGAAUUAUUUUA